AUGGCGAAGACGAAGACUACCAGUGCAGAACAGCUGAAGAAAUGUCCAUUCUGUUCCUUUAAAAGUAGAAGUCACUCGGAAUGGAAAGACCACAUGGCCGAUUGUUAUGAAACCAGACACUUUUGUAGACGAUGUGAUUAUUCGACGGACAAGAAAGUCAACUACAUCCGGCAUCUAAAGAGAAACCAUCCACACGAAGUUGAGAAAGGUCAAGGCAGCCAACAGUCUGAUAAUGCAGAGGGUAUUAAAUCCAGUGAAGAUAGUUUAUCUAGAGAUCUCCACGAGGACGAGUCUUCAGAUGAAGAGGAGUGGCUCUCACAGGAACCCGACAUAACCAUUGACGAAGAACCGGGUACCAGUGGACCUUCACCCUGUGAGAAAGCCGUCGACCCUACUGUUAGAAAGAGGACUCAACCCAUGCCCGUGUAUACACCUGACCGUUGUAAGACACCGAGGCUGGAUGACAAGACAAAUGACCCCACAUGCAAAGUUGCAGAUAAGGCUGUUCAGACAGAUCCAGUUGUAUAUACCAAGUCGAUCAAGACAACAACCAUUGUCCGGGAGCACGGACGCAAGACAAUCACUGUGAAGAGGGAAAAGAUGCUGUAGAUCAUCGGCAUAUUGACUUGUUAAUUUUUACUUACUUAUUGUUUGUUCUGACAGUAGAAUCAUGCGGGACGCAUAUUCUUAAGGGGAGGGAAGUGAAACGGUUGAAAGAGUUAUCUUCCCUUGUUUGUAUUUUUAUUAUCAGUAAUUAUUGUAAGUAGUGUUAUUAAAAUGUCAAAUGAUUAAAAGAGUGA
Magallana angulata is the source of this 800-nucleotide messenger RNA. RefSeq lists its product as uncharacterized. The coding region runs from base 1 to 609 and encodes 202 amino acids. NCBI's taxonomy places the organism in Eukaryota, Metazoa, Mollusca, Bivalvia, Ostreida, Ostreidae. The transcript has a single exon. The record is from RefSeq and is a predicted model, not a curated record.